Messenger RNA from Amoebophrya sp. A25, 1698 nucleotides. The record is from the annotation of a GenBank genome assembly. Lineage: Eukaryota; Dinophyceae; Syndiniales; Amoebophryaceae.
UGUGCAGUCAUUCCGUGGGUCCUCAUGUGAGACACCAAAAGGCGUGGGUACUCACGAACACGUGAUUCUUGGCCAACACUUCUAGCGACUUUUGACAAGAAACCAAAAGUAAACGAGCGAAAAAACUGCAUACCACGUUUUGAAAGCCUUACUCUGAACAAAAAAAUGGUUUAUUUGAAUAUGCAAGAGGCAAGCGUGUGCAAAUUCCGAAGUACUUACAAAUUAAUUUGUUGAAAGGAGAUGUUGAAAGACCACAUCGACACACUAAAAAGAUGACAUGAUCGUCAGUUUCGAGGCCACCACGACCGGGCGGCUACAGCACGCGUUUCUUGCAGCCGCGAUACUAGCUAAAACGAGACGGCGCGAUUAGCAACUAUAGGAGAAUGCAAAUAUAGGGGACCGCGGCACGCACUUACACCGACAAGAAAAUGACGACUUCAACAGGUUCCUCGGUAUGCAGUAGCGUACCUGAAAUCCGGGUACUGGGAAUGGGCAUUGGCUUCUUCCUCUACCUACUCUUAUGAAGGAAAGUAUCUUGGGAUAAUAACCCCCGCCUUAAUUAAACAGAUCUCUUGCCAGGCACAGAAAUCAAUCAAUCAAUCAUGAUCCGGUCAUGUUCCCCUUUUUCGUCUACUUAUUUCAAUCUAUUUCCCUGUGAAUAUCCAGCCAUCGUGUCUACUGAUCAUGAUUCAUCUCAUCUUCAUCUAAUUCUUCUUGUGCUCUUGACAAUAUCAGUCCUUCUGGCCUCGCAUGACAAGAAAAAGGUAGGGAAGCAGUUUGGAAUAUAUCACGCCGUGUUUCUACUCCUAGUCAUCGUGAUGCCGAAGAAAAAGACGACAGUAGUGGAAUGUGGUCCGAGAACCGACUCUCAGUUAAGAAAAGUUCUUAAAAUUAUGUAGACCUCACUCGAAAAAACAAAGACCAGAGGAAGAUAGAAUAAGACAGGCUAUCCUACUUUGAACCGUGCCCCGUGACAAUGGGUUUACUACUACUCCUACUACUACUCCUAUCUUCUAUCAAGUAUAUUCUUGUCUGUUAUUACGGCCAUUAGGGGACCUGAUCUGUUAUAAUUAUGGAGUUCAUGAUCAGGAGGCCUAUUGGUCUUUAAUGUCCUUCCUCUGGAAACAAUGAAGGUAAAAACAAAUACAAGAACAAGGGUAAUUUAUUAUGCCAAUCACCUGUGCAGCUGCUGCAAAGAAAUACAGCCGUACAGUCAAGGUGGCCGAGCUCCUCGUUAGCACCGUUCUUGUUAUACGUUCUAAUCUUUGGUCUACUCACCGACGUGAUGACCAUCGUGCAAGGACUAUCGGGCCUCUUGGGACUUCUAGGCGUGAUGCUUCACAUCGGUUUGAAGCCUGUAUUCACGAUAGGGCGCGAAGAUCGCGCCACUGGCCACACCACAGCAGUUUUCUUUUCGUAGCUCCAAAACACAACCUUUGUGUUCCACUUGUGGUUCUCCCGCAUCCUAUAGUAUUCCUAGACGAUAUAUAAGCAGGAAAUGAAAUGCCACCCGACGACCCCAGGGAACUUCAGCAGGUUUAUUAACGCAUGAGUUCUGGCACUUAUCUCACGCUUAACCCGCUAUUAACGCAAGUGUGUGCUGGCUGAGUUUAAUUAGCUGCUUUGCUCAAUCAGAAAUAAGUAUAAGACAACACUCUGAAAACAUGAUAUGCAGUGCACUGACCACCAUGACUAUAG